This is a messenger RNA of Aspergillus melleus, 306 nucleotides long. RefSeq names its product CSL family zinc fnger-containing protein (gene dph3). The transcript has a single exon. Lineage: Eukaryota; Fungi; Ascomycota; Eurotiomycetes; Eurotiales; Aspergillaceae. The coding region runs from base 1 to 306 and encodes 101 amino acids. Gene Ontology annotation, biological process: protein histidyl modification to diphthamide. The record is from RefSeq and is a predicted model, not a curated record. Gene Ontology annotation, molecular function: metal ion binding.
AUGGCCGACGACGCUCUCUCCAUCUACGACGAGAUCGAAAUCGAAGACAUGACCUUCGACCCCGCCAUCCAAAUCUACCACUACCCGUGUCCCUGCGGCGACCGAUUCGAGAUCGCCAUCGACGACCUGCGCGACGGCGAGGAGAUCGCCGUGUGUCCUAGCUGCAGUUUGAUGAUUCGUGUGAUUUUUGAUCCGGUAUGUUCCCCUCCCGUUCUUCUCGUCUUGUCCUGUCCGGGACUGGUUCCGUUAGCGACCGUUUCUAACAUGCUUGUGCUGGAUAUAGUCCGAUCUCGCCCAGGACGAUAA